Cercospora beticola is the source of this 1396-nucleotide messenger RNA. The record is from RefSeq and is a predicted model, not a curated record. NCBI's taxonomy places the organism in Eukaryota, Fungi, Ascomycota, Dothideomycetes, Mycosphaerellales, Mycosphaerellaceae.
CUCCGACUGACAAUGCUCGAGUGAUAUGCCUCGAGGCCGUUGCAGGGAGUGACCUGGAUGCUGUUGGGCGCCGCCUGAUCACUCUGCAAGGACGAGCACUCCGCUCGCAAUGGCUUGAUCCCGCCGAAUAUCUCCAGCUGCACAUCGAACAAUACCUAAGACCGAGUCCCGCCCAAUAUGAAGCUCCUCUACCUCCUCCCUGCGCUCCUGCGCGAGACACUGGCAUGGACCGCCCUUUCCGACGCGACUUUGAAGUCGCUGCCUCUCCCUGGCGCCGACUUCGACAUCAAAACUGGCUCGCUCCUCGCCCCGAUCCUGAUCCCCCGCGUGCCAGGCACACCGGGGUCGACAAAGGUGCAGAACCACUUUGUGGAAUUCUUCAAUACACAACUUCCCAAAUGGAAGCUAUCGUAUCAAAACAGCAGUGCAACUACUCCUACCUCAAGGGGUAAAGAAGUCCCUUUCGUCAACAUAAUCGCAACCCGCGACCCACCCUGGGCAGAUGGGGAAGGAGAUGUCUCGAGACUUGCCUUGGUCGCCCACUACGAUAGCAAACUCUCGCCGAAAGGCUUCAUUGGUGCUACGGAUUCUGCCGCCCCUUGUGCCAUGUUGCUGCAUGCUGCGAGGUCGAUCGACGACGCUUUGACGAAGAAGUGGGCGAAAGAGGAAGCAGAAGGGACCUACAUGGAUGCCGGAGCUUUGGAAGGCUACCGAGGUAUACAGAUCUUGCUCCUGGAUGGAGAGGAGGCUUUUCUGCAGUGGACACAUGAAGAUUCGUUAUACGGUGCCCGAAGUCUGGCAGAAGAAUGGGAAGCUACGCAGUAUGGAGCACUGAGCAACUUCCGCAACCCGCUGAGAUCCAUUGAUCUGUUCGUGUUGCUGGAUCUGCUAGGGAGCAAGAACCCCAAAGUUCCAUCUUACUUCAAAACUACGCACUGGGCGUACCAGAAAAUGGCCGAUGCGGAGCAGCGGUUGCGUAAAGCAGGAGUGUUCAAAAGCAAAGGAAGUGCGUUCCUGCACGAAGGUGGCAAAUCGAGUACGGAUUAUUGGAGCGGAGGCAUGGUGGAAGACGAUCAUCUCCCGUUCAUGGCUAGGGGUGUGGAUAUUCUGCACAUCAUUACAAGUCCGUUCCCGCAAGUCUGGCAUACAAUUAAUGAUGACGGAGAGCACUUGGAUAUGCCCACCGUGGAAGACUGGGCUAUGUUGACGACGGCCUUUGCGGCGGAGUGGAUGGAUCUCGAGGGCUAUUUUGACAUGCAAAGGGUUGUGCCUAGUGUUGGAGAACGAGAUGAGCUGUGAGUUGCACGUCAAUCCCGGUUGUGGUUACAAUGAGACUUGUCACGAGAAUCAUGCUGAUAGACAACGUAGAAUUAGCGAUACAAGCGUAUGAUAGCGA